AUGGGCGCCGUCGCUGAAGUUGGCCAUGGGCCAUCCCACCAACCAUGGUACAAGACAAGCCACUUGAUCAAGCUCAACUCCAUCAUCCUAUCCCUCGUACUCUUCUCCUCAGCAAACGGCUACGACGGCGGACUCAUGGGCUCCAUCCUCGCGCUCAACACCUGGAACAAAUUCAUGCACCACCCAACCGGCGCAUAUCUCGGCUGGAUGACAGCAAUCUACUGGCUCGGCAACGGCCUCAGCACACCCCUCGCAGCAUGGUGCUCCAACCGCUAUGGCCGCAAGCCCGGUCUCUACGCAGGCUACUUCUUCCUUAUAAUCGGCGUGGGCAUGCAAGCUGGUGCGCCCAACGAAAAGGCCUUUACGUACGCUAGACUCUUCAUCGGUUUCGCUGCUGGCUUCUUGGGAAACUCUGCGCCUGUGCUUAUCAAUGAGAUCGCGUAUCCUUCGCAUAGAGCUAUUGCGAGUGCGCUGUUUAUGUGUGGGUGGUAUGUUGGCGGCACGAUCUGUGGAUGGGUUACGUUUGCGUGUCGUGUUAUUCCUAAUGACUGGUCCUGGCGCAUUCCUGUCCUGCUACAGAUCUUCCUACCGCUCUGUGCUCUGCCGGGUUUUCUGAUGGCGCCGGAGAGUCCGCGAUGGUAUGUCAGUGUUGGAAGAUUGGAAGAGGCAACGGAUGUCAUUGCGAGGUAUCAUGCUGGCGGGAACAGGGAUGAUCCGAUUGUGAGCACGCAGAUGAUGGAGAUUGAGGCUGCUAUCACGGCUGAGAAGGAUGCAGCGAAUGGUGCGUCUUAUCUCGAUAUGUUCAAGACCAAGGGCAACCGACAUCGAUUGUUCAUCUCGGUCACGCUUGGGUUUGUUGCGCAGUGGGCAGGCAAUGGAGUUGUUUCUUACUAUCUGCCUCUUGUCUUGACCUCGGUGGGUCUCAAGACUACAACUGAGCAGACUCUCAUCUCGGCAUGUCUCAACGUCUGGAAUCUUCUUUGGGCUACUGCCGCAGCAGUCAGUGUUGAUCGACUGGGCAGACGAUUCCUUUUCUUGACUUCAGCGACCGUCAUGUUCUUGUCAUUCGUUGUCGUCACUGCUCUUAGCGCAUCUUUUGCCAAGUCAGGUGCUUCGUCGGUUGGACUGGCGGUUGUGCCAUUCCUCUUCAUCUUCUUUGCAGGAUAUGACGUUGGACUAACACCCUUCCUUGUCGCAUAUCCUUGCGAGAUUUGGCAAUUUUCUCUCCGGUCUCGCGGUCUCACGGUGGCGUGGUGCACAACCGUCGCGUCAAUCUUCUUCAACAGCUUCGUCAACGCCAUUGCUCUCGACGCGAUUCAGUGGAGGUACUACAUUGUAUUCGCCGUGAUUCUGUUCAUCUUCAUCUUCGUCGUCUACUUUACUUAUCCUGAGACACGAGGACACACGUUGGAGCAAAUGGCGGUUAUCUUUGAUGGGGAUGAUGCAGUGUCGUCUCAGGCCGUUGCCUUGGAAAAGAGCGAUGUUGAGGAGAAGGAAUAA
Molecule: messenger RNA, 1500 nt
Organism: Fusarium subglutinans
Lineage: Eukaryota; Fungi; Ascomycota; Sordariomycetes; Hypocreales; Nectriaceae
Product: sugar transporter
Exons: 3
Coding region: 1-1500 (499 amino acids)
Biological process (GO): carbohydrate transport; transmembrane transport
Cellular component (GO): membrane
Molecular function (GO): carbohydrate:proton symporter activity
Source: RefSeq, a predicted model, not a curated record